AUGCCAUUCAGGCUGAGGAAGACCUGGAAACUCCUGGGUCAUGUGAGGCAUGGCCAUGGCGGCCGCAAGCACCCAGAAGGCCGUGGGGUUGCUGGAGGCGUGCAUCACCACAAGAUCAACUUUGACAAAUACCAUCCAGGUUACUUUGGGAAAGUUGGUAUGAUGCAUUACCACUUGAAGAGGAACCAGAGCUUCUGCCCAACUGUCACCCUGGAUAAAUUGUGGACGCUGGUCAGCGAGCAGACACGGAUCAAUGCAGCAAAAAUCAAGAGUGGAGCUGCUCCUGUCAUGGAUGUUGUUCGAUCAGGCUGCUACAAAGUUCUGGGCAAGGGAAAGCUCCCGCAGCAACCUGUCAUUGUGAAGGCCACAUUCUCAGGCAGAAGACCUGAAGAGAAGAUUAAGGGUGUUGGAGGUGCCUGUGUUCUGGUGGCUUAA
Apodemus sylvaticus (European woodmouse) is the source of this 435-nucleotide messenger RNA. RefSeq names its product 60S ribosomal protein L27a-like. Gene Ontology annotation, cellular component: cytosolic large ribosomal subunit. The transcript has a single exon. Gene Ontology annotation, molecular function: structural constituent of ribosome. The record is from RefSeq and is a predicted model, not a curated record. The coding region runs from base 1 to 435 and encodes 144 amino acids. NCBI's taxonomy places the organism in Eukaryota, Metazoa, Chordata, Mammalia, Rodentia, Muridae.